Molecule: messenger RNA, 2185 nt
Organism: Cladophialophora immunda
Lineage: Eukaryota; Fungi; Ascomycota; Eurotiomycetes; Chaetothyriales; Herpotrichiellaceae
Exons: 7
Coding region: 24-1721 (565 amino acids)
Biological process (GO): basic amino acid transport; transmembrane transport
Cellular component (GO): fungal-type vacuole membrane
Molecular function (GO): basic amino acid transmembrane transporter activity
Source: RefSeq, a predicted model, not a curated record
CGAGACCACCGCAAUCCACCGCCAUGGGGGAUAGGGAUAGAGAUAGGGUUGUUGAGGCAGACGAGACGACUGCGCUGCUGCGGACCGAUUCCGAGUCCUCAGACUUUGAGCAGCAGUCAUACAGGACUUCUCUGCGCCGACACUCGUCCGCCAACCUCCCUCCGUACCACGAAGAGCCUGCGCCUGCAGCUGCCAAAGGGGAUGCUGAACCCUCGUCGACGCUGACCAUCUGGACAAUUGUCCCCGUCUCGCUUCUCGGUGUUUUUGUCGCCAACCUCGACGGCAGCCUGAUCAUCGCAUCGAGCCAGCAGAUCGCUUCAGAGUUCAACGCGCUGUCCAGUGCGUCGUGGCUCGUCACCAGCUUCGUGCUUGCCCUCUGUGCCAGUCAGCCCCUGUACGGGAAGCUGAGCGACAUCUUUGGCCGACGAAGUAACCUGAGCGUGGCCUACAUUUUCUUCGCGGCAGGAUGCUUUCUUUGCGGCAUCGGUCGCGAGUACUGGCAUGUGGUUGCUGGUCGAGCCAUCUCCGGCAUUGGAGGCGCCGGCAUGACAGCGCUGGUAUCCAUCAUCAUUGCUGAUGUGGUGCCUGUGAGAGAAGUCGCAAGCUGGAGGAGCUACGUCAACGUCGCCGCUACGACAGGGCGAGCCGUUGGUGGACCAUUGGGCGGCUGGCUCUGCGACACCAUCGGUUGGCGAUGGUGCUUCUAUGGCCAAGUGCCUCCCACGAUCCUGGGUCUCCUUCUCAUACUCUGGAAACUGCCAACCCGGACGCGAAAGACGGCCAAACCUGGCGAGGAAGCCUCAUUCAGGCAAAAGCUGGCACGGGUAGACGUGAUAGGUGCCGUCACCCUGAUCGUCACCAUCAUCAGCUUCCUCCUCGCCCUGGAGUUUCUGAACGAGGAUCUACCUUUGGCGCACGCCGUAGCCCCCACGGUCCUUUUCCUCGCAUUCAUGGUCCUGUUCUACAUCGUCGAGAGCCGCUGGGCCAAAGAGCCGAUCCUGCCGAUCGAGCUUCUCACCAGCCGGGCGACGCUGACUGCCUACCUCCUGGCGGGACUCCAGAUGACCGCGCAAUUCAGCCUCUUCUACUCGGUGCCCAUCUACUUCCAGAUCGUCUCCGGCUCGAGCGUGAGCGACGCGGGGCUCCGCCUCGUCCCGGCCGUGGUGGGCAACGCCACUGCGGGACUGCUGGCCGGCUACACCAUCUCCAAGACGGGCCGGUACAAGCUCUUCACCCUGCUGGGCAACACCGGAGGAUGUCUGGGGUACCUGAUGGUCCUGCUCCGCUGGCGGCGCGGCGCCAUCCACCCGGCCGAGACGCUGUACACCUUCCUGGGCGGCUUCGCCUCGGGCACCAACCAGUCGACCACCUUCAUCCACCUGGCCGCGAGCCUGGAGCCGAGCAAGAUGGCCAUCGCCGGCACGACCCUGUACCUGUGCCACAACCUGUUCCUCCUCAUCGGCAUCCAGUUUUCCACCGCGCUCCUGCACGCCCGCCUUCGGAGCAGUCUGGAAUCCGGCCUGGAGGGCGUCAAACACAAGUCCAAGAUCAUCGAGUCCGCCGUUUCCAGCGUCAGAUCCAUCCGAGAUCUCCCGCCACGGAUCAGAGAUGUCGUCGUCCGAGCCUACCUCGACGGUUUGAGCUGUACAUUUGCGAUGUCCCUGGCUUUUGCCUUCUUGGGCUUGUUGGUCGCGAUUAGUUUGAGGGAGAAGAGAUUAUAGGGCGGCGAAAGAACGGCCACCGCCUUCAGCAAACAGGAGAGGGCAAAGGGCAGAGAGAGGCGUUGAUACAAAGUUAAGCACAAUGCGUCAUGUGUGGGUGUGUAUUGGCUGUUUCGUAAUAUGAGUGGUAUGGAUAUGACACGGGGUCAUAGGAGAGACCACCACAAGGACAACAACACGAGAUAAUAACACGAGCGAGCCAUACAUGCCGGAAAGACAAAAGGGGGGACACAGUCCGGAAAAGUCAUGGAGAUGUGAGUAUCGAAAGACACUACAGCAUGAGGAUCGCGCGGAUAAGACUCUCGAGAUCAUGCGUUCACUCCGCUAAUAGCCAAUGCCCUAUCUCUAAAAGGCGAGGGGUCGAAACACAAUACACCGUUUGGGAUAGAGAGUGGAAAACGGACUGCCGGGAUCUGAUGAAGCUAUGAAAAAUGGAUACCUGGCUCUUAGAGGCUAGAUCACGG